Molecule: messenger RNA, 147 nt
Organism: Theileria orientalis strain Shintoku
Lineage: Eukaryota; Apicomplexa; Aconoidasida; Piroplasmida; Theileriidae
Exons: 1
Coding region: 1-147 (48 amino acids)
Source: RefSeq, a predicted model, not a curated record
AUGAACUCUGAUUCCUUUAUAAAAAAUACAUUGGCUUCCCCACAGGUCAAAGUACUAAUACCAAAUUUAGUCCAAUUAGAUGAACAAAAAUAUUAUCUUAUGUUUUCAAUCGCAACUUUAGCAAAAAUUAUAGCCCAUCAUAACUAA